This is a messenger RNA of Haemonchus placei, 1227 nucleotides long. NCBI's taxonomy places the organism in Eukaryota, Metazoa, Nematoda, Chromadorea, Rhabditida, Trichostrongylidae. The record is from the annotation of a GenBank genome assembly.
AUGACGAACGCUGCCAGCUGCAUUAUCCAAUUCAAGAAAGAUUCCGUUCAUACUUGGUCGCUCCGAUGGCCUUGGGUGCAAGCAUUUGCUGAUAAGUGCAUUGAUUCGUGGCAGCAGCGAGGCAUUAGGGUCUUGUGUUGGUAAUUCUGGAAGAUGUCCAAGAACACGGCGUAAGACCAAGCCCAUACUGUGCACCCCAGCUUCGGGAGUGAGCAACCGGGUCCACGAUACUUCAGGAGCCAUUUGGGAGAAAUCCCCGCUAUCGAUGGGCUUCGUCUUUUCCAAAGGUGUCAGAUCUGCUCCUCCAGUAAAAACCAGUUGAAUCCGACUAUACGGGAGUGCACCCACAUAAUAGGCAUAGAAAUUGUCCAAUUUCACUGCACCACAAUAUAUAUCGGCAUUGUAUAGGCCAGACAUGACACUCGCCAAAGCUCUACACAGCUUGAUCCUUGUUCCCAGGUCCAACUUAUCGUCGUACUCCUCAAGGAAUCGAGAAAAUUCACAACCGGGCUUGUUAUCAUAUAUGACGUAUCCGUUAUCUGCUCGUAGAAUUCCAUGUACGGUACGCAUUGGCAGAUGUAGUUCACGGGCAACAAAGCUCACUCUGAGCUCCUUAAAAGUAGAGAGCGCGUUUGCCGAUCAUGGUACUUUCGUCACAGAUGUCAUCGGGGCUUGCGAGACGUUUGGACUUACAUCGUACAUUUGCUCUCUCCACUCUGCUGGGCUCAUUCUUCGGCUUCCUUUCAGCAGCACGUUUGUAUAAGUGCCAUUCAUCAGCACUUGUGAUUCGUAAUACUUGAAGCGGCUAUCUUCAUUGACGAGCUUUUUACUGAUGAUAUGUUCAGCUUCGAAAAUUCGGAAUCGACCCAGAACGUCUUUCGUGAUCAUUCGUCGAGGAUACACCGGACAGCCGAGCACACCGGAGAGCACAUCAAGCGAUGAAUCGCGAAUGUUGUAGAUCAGUUCGCCAAUUGUGGUUCCAGUAGCAAACAACAUACUGCGAAUUCGGAAACCAUCCUCUGUAUUUUCCAAUGUCAAAUGAAAAAUUUUGUCUUUGUCGGAUUGGAUCGACAGCACAUAUGAUGCAAAGGAGUUCGUUGAAAUACAGAAAUCUCCUGGCUUCUUGAGGAUGAACGAUAUGAAGUCUUCAGGAAUGUUUCCGAGACUAACUCUGUUGGUGUUCAUCUGAAAUAUUCAUUCUCAAACAAAACAGCUUGCACUUGCUAG